Acanthopagrus latus (yellowfin seabream) is the source of this 1988-nucleotide messenger RNA. It is a transcript of the gene arl11, whose product is annotated as ADP-ribosylation factor-like 11. The coding region runs from base 1134 to 1670 and encodes 178 amino acids. The record is from RefSeq and is a predicted model, not a curated record. Gene Ontology annotation, biological process: intracellular protein transport; vesicle-mediated transport. Gene Ontology annotation, molecular function: GTPase activity; GTP binding. Gene Ontology annotation, cellular component: cytoplasm. Lineage: Eukaryota; Metazoa; Chordata; Actinopteri; Spariformes; Sparidae. The transcript has 7 exons.
GUAAUCAUUAUUAUUGAAUGUUAUUGAUGUUUCUGUCCAUCAGUCCCUCCAGAAAAAUGCUGAGUUUUUUUGUGAUUGUUGCAGGCCAAAAUCCUUGAUUAUGCGGCAUGUUUUCUCAAAUAAUGCGAUGGAAUAUGCGGCAUAUUUAUGCAAUUUUAUGCAAUGAAAUUGCGGGAACUUGCAAAAAAUGUAGUUUGAUGAAGAAUAGAAAAAAAAUUGAUUCCCCCAACACCCUGUUCUCACUCGGCUACUACCUUAAUGUAACGAGUCAUUUCUUAUUACUUCCUAUGAUAAGCAAGCAUACUACAUCACAGAAAGUGAUGGGAAUAUUUAAGUUCUCAUCUUGUUUUAUAUCGUCUUAAUAAACACGUGACUCAAAAUUACAAAACGUUGAUGAGUCAAACAAGUUCUGUAGAUUUACAAAAGGAAAAUGUUACAACUUCUGUAAAAAUGAAUAAAUAAAAUUAAAAAAAAAAAACAAUGUGUGCUUCCUGUUUUUAGAGGUAGCUAUACAAAACGGACAUCUUCCGAUGCACAAAGUGCAAUCUCUAACUGUAAAAGGUAAAUUUACAUACUACUAAUAUACUUACAACUGUAAUGUUUGUGAAACUAGUGUGAUUUUUUUGUUGGCAAAUGAGACGGAUUUGCAGGCUUUAUCAUGGUUUCAUCACAGGCUUUGCAGCUUUUCGAUGAUGUCCACGUCGCGUAAUUACGUCACUUCAUAACGUUCCCAUGGCAACAGGGGAAAAUAGCUGCUCUUGUGUGAAGUAAACGCAAUAUUUUUCAACUUUCUGCUAAGAUAUAUGUGACGUUUUUGCAACGAAAAUGCAGGGAUUAUGAAAUUAUGGAAGCUCCGCAUAUUGUGCGCGGAAAUCGGCGAUUUAGGCGGCGAAAGGGCGGCGCAUAAAUAUGCGGUCUUGGCUGAUUAUGCAUCGAAUAAUGCCAUGGCAUAAUCGCGUUUUUCUGAAGGGACUGGUCCAUUUAUGAAAUCAUCACCAGACGAGUAGCAGAAGAUCAACUAACACAAAGGCAUCGAUUCUCAUAAGAGAUUAAAGUCCUUCUUCCGCCGCGCGCUGCUCCGCCGCUCUGUUUAGUUUCCGGUCUGAUUCUUCUUCUGCUGCUCCAACUCCGGCAUGGCGGGAAACAGCCAGAGAGCAGCAGGGACACGCUGCCACCCGCAGGUGAUCGUGAUGGGUUUAGACUCAGCUGGAAAGUCGACCCUGCUGGCCAGACUGCUGACAGGACAGGUAAUGGAAACAUCUCCGACCAUUGGAUUCAACGUGGGAACUCUGGACCUGGACAAGAAGACGUCUCUAACUGUGUGGGACGUCGGUGGACAGAAGAGCAUGAGACCCAACUGGAAGUUCUACCUGGACGACUGUAAGGCGCUGGUGUUUGUGGUGGACAGCAGUGAUCCAACCCGGAUGCCGGAGGCGCAGAAAGCCCUAAAGAAGGUUCUAGGUGAUGAGAAGUUAAGAAGAAUUCCUCUGAUGGUUCUGGCAAACAAGAAGGACCUCCCAAACUCCAUGACCAUACGAGAGGUCUCCAGGCAGCUGGAUCUGAACAGUUACAGCGACCGGCUGUGGGAGAUUCAGGCCUGCAGUGCUCUGAAGGGACUCGGCCUCCAACAGGCCUUCAUGUCGGUCAGCAAACUGAUCAAGAAGAGCUAGGAGGAGGAGGAGGACUUGGUCAUCUUGUCCGAGCGUGUGCAGUCUCCUCAGAGAGAUCCAUGAUUGGAUCAGCAGAAGAACUGGGACUACAACCCAGAUCCCAUUGAAGAAGACCAGGUAGACCCACAUGUGGAGCCGGCUGGACGUGUCCAGGUGAGGACUGCCCAUCAGCCAAUCAGGACAGAAGGUCAUCCAGCCACCAUACAGCUCGCACACGCUCAGAGCCACCUGCAGCCAGUGUCUGUAAACAAACAAACCAUACAGGAAGUGUGUGUAAACAAACAAUAAACAAUACAGGAAGUGUCUGUGAACAAACAA